This is a messenger RNA of Eucalyptus grandis, 2466 nucleotides long. Its product is annotated as putative leucine-rich repeat receptor-like serine/threonine-protein kinase At2g19230. Gene Ontology annotation, biological process: protein phosphorylation. The record is from RefSeq and is a predicted model, not a curated record. Bases 1 to 2466 code for a protein of 821 amino acids. Lineage: Eukaryota; Viridiplantae; Streptophyta; Magnoliopsida; Myrtales; Myrtaceae. Gene Ontology annotation, molecular function: protein binding; protein kinase activity; ATP binding. The transcript is spliced from 12 exons.
AUGGAUGAUGAGUUCAUAGGCUCCGGGGAAAGCAUGCCGAUAUCCCAGGAAUAUCAACGUGAGCCACGGUAUUUGAACGAUGUAAGGAUUUUUCCCCAUGGAACAAGGAAUUGUUACACUUUGAGACCAGACCAAGGCAAGAAUAGAACCUACUUGAUUAAAGCAUACUUUUGGUACGGGAACUAUGAUGGGAUGAAUCAACCUCCUCAUUUCGACCUAUACAUUGAUGCCAAUUUUUGGACCACAGUGGGCUACGACAUCAUCGUUGAAGGUCUUGAACAGAUCGUGUAUGUGUCCAAGACAGAUGAUAUACAAGUGUGUCUUGUGAACACUAAGAGGGGAGUUCCCUACAUUUCGUUAUUGGAACUAAGCGCUUUGGACGAUGACAUCUAUCCAUUAGAGUCUGGGUUCUUGCUAUGCCGUUGGCGCUUCAAUCUGGGAAUAUCGGGGAUAUAUGAAUUCAGUUACCCUGAAGAUGUUUAUGAUCGGACGUGGAGCCCAAAGCACUUUUCUGACUGGUCGAAACUGAACACCACAGUUGCGAUUGAUUUAUCUAAAAAUAAUAAUGCGUACAAGGUUCCUGGGGAAGUUCUUCGGACCGCUGAAACAACAAUGAGUUCCAGUUCUCCCUUGUAUUUAGAGUGGACAACAAGUGCACUGCCAAACACUACUGCGGGAUCAUUACAAUCGGCACGGCCAAUGAAAUGGAUUGUGAACUUACAUUUCAUGGAGAUUGAGAGACUGAUCGGCCGGCAGAGGGAGUUCACAAUUUCCCUGAAUGAUAAUCAAUUCACAGCGACGGUAAGCCUUGAAUACUUAAAGCCAGUGGUUGUAGUUUCCACUCCAGUUACUGGGUCGCUCAUCACCCUCUUGAUUAAUUCAACGAAUAAUUAUGGAAAUCCACCGAUCCUCAAUGCCAUGGAGUUCUUUAACGUUGUUGAUAGUCCAAACGUACCCACAGCACAAGAUGAUGUGAAAGCUAUCAACAUCAUCAAAGCAAUAUAUCAGAUUAAGAGAGAAAGCUGGCAAGGUGAUCCAUGUGUACCAACUGAGUACACAUGGGAGGGUCUAAAUUGUAGCCAUGGAAAUCCUCCAAGGAUUACAUCCCUGAAUUUGAGCUCUAGCAAUUUGAUGGGCAAUAUAACCUCAGCAUUUUCAAAUAUAUCAGCAAUGGAAAACUUAGAUUUGUCCAACAAUCAGCUUACAGGAGCAAUUCCGGAAAAUCUGGCCGAAUUACUAAAACUUAGGCUUCUAAAUUUAAGUGGAAACAACUUGAUUGAAUCAGUUCCUGAAGCUCUUAACAAAAGGGUUCGGGACAAGACUUUAUACAUGAGUUUGACAGGAAAGGCGGAACUUUGUUCGGCUGAUCCUUGCCCACAUAAGAAGACACAAAACACCAUCCUUGUUCCAGUUGUUACAUCAGUUUUAGGCUUCUUUGUGGUUCUCUUUGGUGCCUUGGCUAUUAUUUGGUUAGUCAAAUGGAAACAAAUAGCAGAAUAUGGUGAGAGCACAUUGAGAUUAAAGAAUCGCCCUUUUAAGUAUGAAGAGGUUUCAAAAAUCACUGGGAACUUUGGGCGAGUGAUCGGUGAAGGUGGAUUUGGCAAGGUAUAUCUUGGCGAACUAGAUAACGGCAAUGUAGUUGCUGUGAAGAUGCUCUCUAAAUUGUCAAAGCAAGGGUAUAAGGAAUUUCAGGCCGAGGCACAACUCUUAGCAAUUGUACACCACAGAAAUUUGGUUUCUCUAUUCGGAUAUUGCAAUGAUUCCAAACACAUGGCAUUAAUAUAUGAAUACAUGGCUAAUGGGAAUUUAAGGCAACAUUUAUCAGAGGACUAUCCGAAGGUCUUGACAUGGAGUAAGAGACUUCAAAUAGCUGUGGAUGCAGCACAAGGUUUGGAUUAUUUGCAUAAUGGUUGCAAGCCACCCAUCAUCCAUAGAGACAUGAAGUCUUCAAACAUCUUGUUGAAUGAAGACUUCGGAGCCAAAAUAGCUGAUUUUGGCCUGUCAAGAGCUUAUGCAGCUGAAAAUGACACCCAUGUAUCAACUCAUCCUGCUGGCACUUUUGGCUACCUUAGCCCCGAGUUUCAAACUUUUGGAAAUUGUGAUAAGAAGAGUGAUGUUUAUAGUUUUGGAAUUGUACUCUUUGAGUUGAUCACUGGCCAACCUGCGAUAAAGAGAAGCUGGGAUGGCAAUGAUGUCAUGCACAUACUUGAAUGGCUAAUUCCUAUCGUUGAAAGUGGUGAUAUACAAAGGAUUAUGGAUCCAAGAUUACGAGGAGAAUUCAACACCAACUCAGCUUGGAAAGUGGUGGAGAUUGCUAUGUCUUGUACACAACGAAAGGCAAUUGAAAGGCCGGAUAUAAAUCAUGUAUUGGCAGAGUUGAAGGAGUCUUUGGUGAGCAACUCAAGCAGUUCUUUUGAAGUGACCUUUUCGGAGAUCAAUUGUGACAGUGUCCCUAUGGCAAGGUAG